Molecule: messenger RNA, 492 nt
Organism: Malus domestica (apple)
Lineage: Eukaryota; Viridiplantae; Streptophyta; Magnoliopsida; Rosales; Rosaceae
Source: RefSeq, a predicted model, not a curated record
AUGCUUAUUUUGUUUGAAAAUCUUUCAGUAAUUAGCUCCCUGAAUUCAAUUCAAACACUCAAUGGAACCAAUUAUAAGAAGUGGAGGCAAGAUAUUGAAAUAGCUCUAGGACUCAUAGAUUUCAAUCUAGCUCUAAGAGAGAAUGAACCAACCAAGCCCGCUAAUGAUGCAACUGCAGCCAAGAAGAAUGAAUAUAAAAAAUGGGUUAAGGCUAACAAAAUGGCGCUGCUGGUAAUCAAAAGGUCAAUGCCUGACCUGGUUCGAGGGGCAAUCACUGAGUCAAAUAAUGCUAAGGCAUAUCUUGACUCCAUCAAAGUCAAGUUCAAGGAAUCUGAAAAAGUUGAAACUGGAACCCUUAUGAACACCCUAAUUACCACUAAGUACCUGGGUGGUGAUGUGAGAGAGCACAUCCUCUCAAUGGUUGAUGUAGCUGCUAAGCUUAAUGCACUUAACAUUAAGAUAGAUGAUCCUUUACUAGUUUAUCUCGCCUAA